Messenger RNA from Kwoniella shivajii, 1002 nucleotides. Its product is annotated as casein kinase II subunit alpha. Gene Ontology annotation, molecular function: ATP binding; protein serine/threonine kinase activity. Gene Ontology annotation, cellular component: nucleus; cytosol; protein kinase CK2 complex. The transcript is spliced from 8 exons. Gene Ontology annotation, biological process: regulation of transcription by RNA polymerase I; peptidyl-serine phosphorylation; regulation of cell cycle. NCBI's taxonomy places the organism in Eukaryota, Fungi, Basidiomycota, Tremellomycetes, Tremellales, Cryptococcaceae. The record is from RefSeq and is a predicted model, not a curated record. The coding region runs from base 1 to 1002 and encodes 333 amino acids.
AUGGCAGCAGGCAGGAGUGUGGCCCGAGUUUACCCAAACGUCAAUGAGAAGUUAGGAAGAUCAUGGUGGGACUAUGACAACUUGGUGGUCCAAUGGGGUAUUCAAGACAACUACGAAAUCGUUCGUAAAGUGGGUCGAGGAAAAUAUUCAGAAGUGUUCGAAUCAAUCCACUUGCCAUCAAACGUUAAAUGCAUAGUCAAAGUGUUAAAACCAGUAAAAAAGAAGAAGAUUAAGAGAGAGAUUAAGAUCUUACAAAACUUAGCUGGAGGUCCAAAUGUCGUUGGAUUGUUGGAUGUAGUCAGAGAUAGUCAAAGUAAAACACCAAGUAUCGUCACUGAAUAUGUCAAUAACGUCGAAUUCAAAACACUCUAUCCCAAAUUCACCGAUUUCGACGUACGAUAUUACAUGUUCGAAUUACUCAAAGCAUUAGAUUUCUGCCAUUCAAAAGGUAUAAUGCACAGAGAUGUCAAACCCCACAAUGUAAUGAUUGAUCAUGAGAAGAGAACUCUUCGUCUUAUUGAUUGGGGAUUAGCAGAAUUCUACCAUCCAGGAACAGAAUAUAACGUCCGAGUGGCUUCACGAUACUUCAAAGGCCCAGAGUUACUGGUAGAUUUCCAAGAAUACGAUUAUAGUUUAGAUAUGUGGAGUUUGGGUUGUAUGUUUGCGAGUAUGAUAUUCCGAAAAGAACCAUUUUUCCAUGGUCACGACAAUGCUGAUCAACUAGUGAAGAUUACAAAAGUGUUGGGAACAGAUGAAUUGUUUAUCUAUCUCGAACGAUACGAAAUUGAUUUAGAUUCACAGUUUGAUGAUAUACUAGGAAGAUAUCCACGUAAACCCUGGUCAAGAUUCAUAACAUCAGAAAAUCAAAGAUAUAUAUCAAAUGAAGCUAUUGAUUUCUUGGAUAAAUUACUGAGAUAUGAUCAUCAAGAGAGAUUGACUGCUCAGGAAAGUCAAGAACAUCCUUAUUUCGGCCCCGUCCGAGAAGCCGCAGCUCGACAAUGA